AUGUCGCAUCCAGUGCAGAAGAGUGAAUCGGAAUGGCAGGCGCAGUUGUCUCCAGAGCAAUUCAGAGUGCUCAGAAAGCAAGGCACCGAGGCUCCUGGUACUGGAAAGUAUGACAAGCAUAUGCCAGAGCAAGGUGUAUACACCUGUGCUGGCUGCGAUGCUCCUCUUUACAAGGCACACCACAAGUUCAAGUCUGGAUGUGGCUGGCCGGCCUACUUCGACGCAAUAGAGGGAUCCGUCACUCGCCAUACCGAUCGAACAUUUGGCAUGGAGAGAACGGAGAUUGUAUGCACCAACUGCGGUGGACACUUGGGACAUGUCUUCAAAGGAGAGGGAUACAACACGCCUACAGAUGAGCGUCAUUGUGUGAACAGUGUCUCGUUGAACUUUAACAAGGACGACCCUGUGGUGGACAAGGCCAAGGCAUGA
This is a messenger RNA of Ramularia collo-cygni, 429 nucleotides long. Its product is annotated as probable peptide methionine sulfoxide reductase msrB. Gene Ontology annotation, molecular function: peptide-methionine (R)-S-oxide reductase activity. The record is from RefSeq and is a predicted model, not a curated record. The transcript has 3 exons. Gene Ontology annotation, biological process: response to oxidative stress; protein repair. The coding region runs from base 1 to 429 and encodes 142 amino acids. Lineage: Eukaryota; Fungi; Ascomycota; Dothideomycetes; Mycosphaerellales; Mycosphaerellaceae.